AGAUACUAUCUUCCUCAAUAACAUGCCUUUUACAAACAUAUUAUCCAGACAGGGUACUAUAUUGUUGUUCAGUUGCAACCUGGGACUCCCUCUCCUCGUACUUGAACUAUAAAAGCCAUUCAUGAGGGAGAGAGACACAGAAGAAAUGGAGAUGAUGAGCGGUUAUAGUCCUCAGAAAUCGAGGUCGAGUUCCAGCUCAAUUGGCGACAGCCCAGAGCAGGCCCGGGCCACCUCCACCGGGCAACGGAAGAAGGUGACUAGGAUCCGGGCCUGGAUGUUGGUGGACCAAAUGGGUCGGGCCCAGGUGCUGGAGGCUGGGAAGCAUUCCAUCAUGCGGAGAACGGGCCUUCCAAGGCGAGAUCUUCGGAUCCUGGACCCACUACUCUCGUACCCAUCAACUAUUCUGGGCCGUGAGAGGGCCAUAGUGAUAAAUCUAGAGAAUAUAAAGGCAAUAAUUACAGGCAAAGAGGUUCUGUUGUUGAAUUCAAAUGAUCCGUCUGUCACACCCUUUGUUGAAGAGCUACAGAAGCUACUCGAGCGUCACCACCAAGUCACCAGAGCCCAGGGGCAAAAUGGUGAUGGUUCAAAUAGGAUGGAUUUAUAUGAACUUGAAAAACUUCAAUCAAGGGCCGGUAGUUCUCAAACUUUCUCCAAAAUAUUUUCAAAGUUUAAGGAUCAAGAUGAGUCAUGUAAGGUGGAAGGAAAGCAUGAUGUUGAGAGUCAAGAUGGUUCAAAGAUUCUUCCAUUUGAAUUUGUUGCAUUAGAGGCAUGCCUAGAGGCUGCUUGCAGUGGCUUAGAAAGUGAUGCAAGUACAUUAGAGCAAGAGGCUAAUUUAGCCUUGGAUAAGCUGACUUCAGUGAUUACUACACUCAAUCUAGAACGUGUUCGCCAAAUUAAAAGCCGAUUGGUUGCAAUAACAGGACGGGUUCAAAAGGUAAGGGAUGAACUAGAACACUUACUAGAUGAUGAUGACGAUAUGGCUGAGAUGUAUCUGACUGAAAAGUUGGUUCAAAAACACCUAGAAAGUUCUUCUGCUUCCUCUAUGAGUGAGACAGAUGACAUAGUUGAUGAAGGUUCUCAAUCAGACAUGGACGACAGGAUGGAUGCUGAAAUCUCAUUGGAAGCUAAGGGGUGUUCCACUAGUUAUGAAGCUGGAACUCAAAACCAUGACAAUUACCCCCAUGGGAAGCAUACAAGCACUGUUCCGAGUGGUGUGGAUGAGAAGAACCUCGAUGUAAAGGAGCUUGAAAUGAUCUUGGAGCCAUACUUCGUGCAAGUUGAUGGUACACUAAACAAAUUAUCCACGCUGAGGGAGUACGUAGACGACACAGAGGACUACAUCAACAUAAUGCUGGACGACAAACAGAACCAGCUCCUGCAAAUGGGGGUCAUGUUAACGGCAGCAACCCUCGUGAUAAGUACGUUUAUUGUAAUAGCAAGCGUUCUGGGCAUGAACAUCCAUAUCCCGCUCUUCACUAAUCCAAAUAUGACGACGGGCAUGAAAAAUUUCUUGUGGACCGUCGGGGGCGGCACCACCGGGAUGAUAUUCUUUUAUGUCUUUGCUAUUGCCUACUAUAAACGCAAGAAAUUGCUAUAAUAUUAUUAGUGAUCGAACGCCGGCCGGAGAGAGCCCAUUGAUCGAUUGCUACUUCUGCUUGUUAUUAUCAUCAAUAUCAUGAUCAUUCAUGGACAUCAAUCUGAAAUGCUUAAUUCCGGUGCUGGUUAAUAACGCUAUACAGUUUUUCUUUUUUCUUUUUUCUUUUUCAGAUUAAAAUGGGAAGGUUUAGACAUAUAUAUGUAAAUCCAUGGCAGAUUUGAUGGACCGUCGGAUGAUUGGCACUGUCAUGUCAAGAACGUGAGAUAGUAGUGAGAUAAAGUAUGUUUUCUAGCA
Molecule: messenger RNA, 1891 nt
Organism: Alnus glutinosa
Lineage: Eukaryota; Viridiplantae; Streptophyta; Magnoliopsida; Fagales; Betulaceae
Product: magnesium transporter MRS2-3-like
Exons: 6
Coding region: 122-1597 (491 amino acids)
Biological process (GO): magnesium ion transport
Molecular function (GO): magnesium ion transmembrane transporter activity
Source: RefSeq, a predicted model, not a curated record